Emericellopsis atlantica is the source of this 1200-nucleotide messenger RNA. RefSeq lists its product as uncharacterized. Lineage: Eukaryota; Fungi; Ascomycota; Sordariomycetes; Hypocreales; Bionectriaceae. The transcript has a single exon. The annotation marks the transcript as partial. The record is from RefSeq and is a predicted model, not a curated record.
GACAACGGCGGCGGCUCCGACAACGGGAUAGAUGGCGGCUCCAGCCUGCCAGACAAUAAUGCUCCGUGUGGCUAUUGGGCACGGCAGGACACCUUUGGCCUGCCUGGACUCUACUACAAUGGCACCUUGACAAUUCGACACAACAUGACCCAUAACACCGCAUGGGACGACGAGAACAAGGACCUUGUGACCAGCGAAUGCGACAACGACGAUAGGUCGCCCAAAUCAUACGAGUAUCCGGCCAUGAUCCUGAUUGCCCCAACAGGCAAUGAGUCGGAUACCAACCCCAUGCACUGGGUCCUGAGAGGGUUUCAGCCCUCCCAUCAGCAGCCGUACCGGCAGGAUGAUAUCGAUUUCCUGCAACGUUGGGUGUACGUUCGAUCGAGCGACUUUGUUGUGACCAACAAGACGUACUUGUAUGACACGCCUUACCGGCCCUUCUUCGCUGAUCACCUUGAAGAAACCGGCGCCACCAAGUACGACCAAACCACUCGAGUCUACUGGAAAACCACAGUGGCGUCGGAUGAUGGCGGGACAUUUUCGGCGCAAGCAGUGUAUACCGAGAUGCCACCGCUGCUCGACGUCGACAAUCCAGCUUAUAGGAAUAGCCCGGACUGGAGGGCUGGCCUCAGGACCAGUCAGUACAUUACGCUCAGCGACGUGUGCAAAUACAACCAAAAGUUACUAGACGACUGGUAUGAUGAGGACGACAUCGAGGCGAUACACGACGCUGCUGGACAGGCGAUACGGAGACAGGAAAAUGACAUAUGGGAGGCGACAGAGCCCACCGUGUGGCUCGAGAAGGGGGCGACCGUCGAGAUGGAGGACAUUGGCGCCGAGAAGAUGCGGUGGACACUUCAGGCCACACUGGACAAGGCUGUGCCGUGGAAAGGAGCACGAAAGGGAGGGGUCUGCUCGGACACGACACCCUUUGAGUUUUCGGAUUUUGUGCCCUUUACAUCGAGGAACAACGAUGAGAACUCGUCUGUCGAAGCGUCUGUUCCUUGGAACAUUACACUGGAUGUAAGCUUGUUAUUUGAGGGGUUGUUGAUCAAAGCCAACAGUACCACCCUGGACGGAGAGGAAGAUGGGAAAUUGCUGUUCGGUAUGAACAGUUCAUGGAGCAGGAAAACGAAGAUAACGAAGACAGUGCAGCAUCCUUUCAAUCCGCGAUUUGGGGAUGUCUUCUGUGCGCUGUAG